UUUAAAGGAACUCUUGUGGGAUUUUCAUAUCGGGAAAGAGCGCACGAUGGGACCAUAUCGUUCCUUAAACAAAAAGUGCCACGAUCUCGCAUUCGAAUUUUUGUCACGGAUCCUAGAACUUUGAGCACUCUCACCAACUCCCACGAGUCGCUUGAUUUCUACCUCAAUGAAAACCUCGUAAAAGCUUUGAUAAGCUCGAAUCCAUCUGCACUUUCAUGGCUGAAAACCAAUCUUGUGGAUUUUCUUCCAAAAGUUGAAAUCAAAAGCAUUAUAGCUAGUUGUGGGAGUUUAGGCCAAAAUGAGGUACCAUUAUUAGUUUCUGCUCUGAAAUCUAUUCAUGCGGUUCUCAGUAAGCUUCAUCUAGGCAGGGAAGUGAAGGUCUCAGUAGCAUUUCCUCUGUCUUUCUUAGAGAAGUGGAAAAAUUCAAACGAGAAUGAUCUCCAUAGGAUUCUGUCAUUUAUAAAGGAAACAAAUUCCUUUGUCAUGAUAGAACACAGCAUUGACUGGGAAAUAAGCAUAGGGGAACGUUUUGUACAGUCUGCUAUAAAACGAGCUACUCAUGCUGCUUCUAUCCUUCCUCACGAAGAUUUUCCCUUGGUUCUAACAAUUAAAAGCCCCGCAAUUCCCAGUUCAAUGGAACUAGCUCAAUUCAGCCGAACGUUAACUAAACAUCUUGAAGCAACAAGCACCAAGUUCAUUGAUAGAGUAAUGGCAUUUUAUGCAGAAGUCCAUGCAAUAGAAGCUUUUGAUCUGGACCAGCUCAAAAGGGAAGCGGAGGAGAUUUUUCCUUUGUCCCGCAGAGAAAUCCUAAGCACAUUCCACAUCAGAAGAACUCUAGAUGAAGUUUACCCCACAAAUCCAACUUCAGCCGUACCAGCACUCACAACCCCAGAUACACCAACCAUUAUCACAGUUCCCUCCACCAUUCCUGCUCCCCCAACCAAUCCUGCUGCUACGCCUAUGACAGUUCCUACCACAAACUCUGUGCCAUUACCUCCCACUAAUCCGGCCAAUCCCGGGACAACUCCGAUAACGGUGCCGGGGGCACAACCAGCAACAUAUUAUCCUCCCCCUUCAGGAGGUGUUCCUGCGGUGAACUCCAUUCCACCUCCUGCGAACGGUGGUGCUCCGGCCACAGCAGGUCAGAGUUGGUGUGUAGCCAAGACUGGAGCUUCAGAGACUGCUCUUCAAUCAGCACUGGACUAUGCUUGUGGAAUGGGUGGUGCAGAUUGUUCACAAAUUCAGCAGGGUGGGAACUGUUACAAUCCAAUUAGUCUUGAAAACCAUGCUUCUUAUGCCUUCAACAGCUACUACCAAAAAAAUCCAGCACCAACAAGCUGUGACUUUGGAGGGACUGCCUCCCUUGUUAACGUGAAUCCAAGCUCAGGUUCUUGCAUUUUUCCAUCAUCGUCUUCCUCCGUUUCAUCGUCAACCCCAACAACAACGACAUCAUCCACUCCCACUCCAACAACACCAUCAUCAUCAUCAUCAACAGGGACAGACACAUCAGGCUAUGGUACCCCACCUUCAGUGUUAAAUUCAAGCAGCAGCUCAGCAUCAAGCACAGGUACCUCACCAUUUUACGGGUCCGAAAGUCCUCUAGGUGCAAAUACCACGUCAUCAUCCCAUUCAGCCAGUUUGCAGCCUUUUCUAAGUUUCAUUGUUCUGGUGAUAUCAUUAUUCGCUGGACAACUCAGUAUGUGCCCAUAAAGAUACAACUUUUCCUCGAUGAUCGUAGAAUGAGAAGCUCAAUGCUCUAACUUUCUAAUGGAUGGAAUUGUAACACUACAAGCUGUGUACAGGUUAUUAAGUGCAGAAAGACAAUAGAGUACACUGGGAGGGAAACUACAUUAUAAAGGAUAUGCUGAGCUUGUCUGAGGUGAAGGGAUGAUUGUGGAGGGCAAAAGAAUUUCUGCUGUUGAAAUAACUGCUAGUUACGGCUUUCAGGGUGUGGUAGAACAGGUUGUAGUUAAUAACUAGUUAUGUACAUAUAUUUUAAGAGCUUCGGUAGUUUAUGGAUUGUGGAGUUUAGUGUGCGCUGUGCGGUGGUCACAGCUUGCCAUGGGGAAUUGAUAGCUUAUGGGGAAAA
This is a messenger RNA of Neltuma alba, 2089 nucleotides long. RefSeq lists its product as uncharacterized. The annotation marks the transcript as partial. NCBI's taxonomy places the organism in Eukaryota, Viridiplantae, Streptophyta, Magnoliopsida, Fabales, Fabaceae. The transcript has 3 exons. The record is from RefSeq and is a predicted model, not a curated record.